Ochotona curzoniae (black-lipped pika) is the source of this 1233-nucleotide messenger RNA. It is a transcript of the gene FAM227B, whose product is annotated as family with sequence similarity 227 member B. NCBI's taxonomy places the organism in Eukaryota, Metazoa, Chordata, Mammalia, Lagomorpha, Ochotonidae. The transcript is spliced from 11 exons. The record is from RefSeq and is a predicted model, not a curated record. Bases 73 to 1233 code for a protein of 386 amino acids.
GUUUGUUCUCCCAAAUCGCACUUAUGCCAAAGGCCUAACUUAUUUGUCACCAUCUCUGCAAAUUGCUACACCAUGGUAGGCCAACAGAAACAACAGUGGAUGCCCACUGCUGGCUCACAGAAAACACAGGAACCUCCAAAAAGUUUCGAAGAAUUUUUACAGUUUCAAAACCUGGAUUAUUGGCCAAAGGAAAUUGGUUUUCAAAAUAAUAAGUGGAUACACCUUCUGAAAAGUGUGAAAGAAGAUAGUUCAUUUAUCUCAAUUUAUUCAUACCUAUGGAAUACUGUUCCUCGAAUAGAUGAGGCACUCAUAAAAAUGGAUUCAAGAUUACAUGAAUGUUCACUUCUUCUGAAACACCAUGCAUGCAGAAUAUUUGAGUGGAAUGACAUGAUUUCCAAGACAACUGCUUUUGAAAAACUGGAAAGAUACAAGACAUUUAUAAAGAAGUAUGAUAAGAAAAGGAAGAUCAUGCUUUCAGAUAUAAUGAUGACAAAGAAGAAUAUAGAGGGUUGCAACUUCUCAGGAUUCAAAAAAAAUGAACUGACUCAGCUACCCAGACAUUUAGAUGCUGAACGAAUUUAUCUUUUUGUCUUAAAAUCCCGUAACUAUGAUGAAAGAGUGUUUAAAACCUGGAAGAUUCAUUUUCUAUCAGAAGCCUCCAUUGCUCUUUUACAUGACUGUUUUUGGUGGUGGUUUCUACAUAAAUUUAAGAUAUAUCCUGAUUGUUUGGCACAAGCUAUCUAUGUAACAUUCCGGGAAGCAUUUCCAGAAUCUAGUCAGCUCUUUAAUGAGGAAUUUAAAGAAGAUCUAGGAAACACCGUAUUUCUUUGGUUGUCAGGUUUAAAACCACCAAGAGGGUUUUGGACUCAUUGGAAACUAGAAAAACUUUCCACAAUAACCAUACAUGGUAGCACACACACAACUGCAAAAUCAAUAAAGCAAAAGAACAGAAACAGCGAAGAACAUGUGCCAGAUGACAUGGACACCACAAAAAUAUUAAAGAAUGCAAGAGUUUCUGUAUCGUCCACGUUCAAGGAAGACUCAAGACCAGCAAUAAAGUCUCAUUAUAGUAGCAAUGGUCCAGAGUUUUACCACAUUCUCUUCAAUCUGGGAGGUCAGAGUCCACUAAUUCUAUAUUAUCUUAAAAUGCAUAAUCUAACUAGUACUUCCAAAGUCCUUAAACAAACCAAGAUCAAACUCACUAAAAUAUUCCAAGAACCAUAUCCUUUUUAA